Molecule: messenger RNA, 1945 nt
Organism: Lindgomyces ingoldianus
Lineage: Eukaryota; Fungi; Ascomycota; Dothideomycetes; Pleosporales; Lindgomycetaceae
Exons: 2
Coding region: 194-1945 (583 amino acids)
Biological process (GO): regulation of DNA-templated transcription
Molecular function (GO): zinc ion binding; DNA-binding transcription factor activity, RNA polymerase II-specific
Source: RefSeq, a predicted model, not a curated record
GUUCUCCAACAUCACACGUGUCUCCUUGCUGGCGGAGACACUAACGCAGCAAUUCUGAGAUCAUCUCAACUCCAACUCUUUGGGCUAUUCCGCUGCUUGGCUGUGUUCAACCCGAGUUCAGAAACGAGGUUGGAUCUGACAGCGAUGUAAACUGCGAUGAUUCAAGAGCGACAUACGAGACGUUAUUGAGGAGAUGGUGUAUCGUGGGAAGCCUUCAAAGUCAUGUGGCGAAUGUAGGAAGAGGAGAACUAAGUGCGACCAAUCUGCACCUGCUUGUGGGCAGUGUGUCAAGGCCAAAAGGGUAUGCCCCGGUUACCGGAAUACCGUUGAUCUUAUGUUCUUCGACGAAAGCUGCAAUGUCACCAAGAAACAUAGAUCUAGAACUCCCACUUGUAAGGACUCGGUAUUAGGAAAUCUCUUUCAUGCCGAGAAUUACAAUUCUGUAGCUCAACAUAGAACUGCGGUUCGCCUUACGGACGUUGUUUUCUACCAACCACUUAAUGAGCUGGGGGUCAAUUUCUUUAUGUCGAACUAUGUUGGAACAGAUGCGAUGCAGUCACAAUUUGACUAUCUACCGGAAUUUUAUCUCCGCAACGGCUAUUCCUAUCCCCAUAUUCGGGACAGUAUCAGAGCUGUUGGCUUGGCUGGGUAUGCGAGGCUCAUGCGUCAACCAGGCUUGGAUCAACCCGCCGCCCAAAAAUAUGUUGCCGCUAUUCGAGAGGUGAAUCUUGCUUUAUCAAGGCCGGACACUGCAGGAAACGAUGCCACCCUUUUGUCUGUGAUGUUGUUGGGUAUGUACGAGGUGCUGAUCCGCCCACGAGAACAAGGACUCGAAAAUCUUACCAAACAUCUGAAUGGUGCCAUAUCCAUCGCCAACCUAGGCGACAAACAGCGAUGGAAAACAGACCUGAGGGGAAGGCUAUUGGGGACACUGAACCAAAAUGUCAUCAUGAACUGCUGGAUUCAAAACCUCGCCGUACCAGCCGAUUUCUUGCGCCUUAAGGACCAGAUGCGCGAAAUGUCAGAUCAGCAUCCUGACCCACAUUCCAAUUUUCUCGAUUUAAUCUUGGAGCUCCUCAACUUUCGGUAUUUCCUGGAGAAUAGGAUUUUCGAGUCUCCAGCUGCAACGAUUGCUGAGGCUAUCGUUUUGGACAACAAGCUGCUGAACUUCGUGGAGAACAUGCCAGAAAAUGGACGCUUCAGGGUAAUCCUAAGUUCCGGUGAAGACGACCUGGUAUUUAAAGGAUACUACCACGCGUACGCUCGAAACUUCACAGCACACCUCUGGAACAACGUUCGGUCAUCCCGUAUUAGGCUCCACAAUGUAGUCCUUGUUCAGUGUCGUCUCCUGCAGAAUUCGGCUUCGCAAGUUGAUAUUAGCUCGCUUGAUGCUUGCGUAAAGGUUUCAGAGGCUGUGAUCAAGCAAGUAGCAAGAGAGAUUUGCGCAACUGUGCCGCAAUUAGCAGGAUACAUGGUCCAGCUUCAAUCUUACAAGCUACCCCAAUUUUGUCAGCACUACUCCAAAGAAGAAGAUGGCAAGGGUUUGACCAACGCCCUCUACAACAACAGAGUAACAUCAACUUCCGUCCCUCCUGGCAAUCACUUUGCGGUUAAAUCAACGCCUCUUCCCUCUGUUCAUGAGCCUCCGGCUGAUCGUUUACCACAAGCUGUUCCUUCCCUCCCGAUUCCGAAGCCACAGAGCUUGUACCACAUUCUUUAUCAACUCCAUGCACUCUCGUCGAUUGAUUUUCUACCACCGGACAUGCUGGCCUGGAUAAACGGGCGCAUUGCGUGGGUAGAAGGGAUCGCGACUCCAGAUAACCUGGCGCUGCUUAAAACGAUGCUGAAAAGCAGAUUUACUGAAUCUGAGGUUCGGGGUCAGAUUAGGGCAGAGCAAACAUCGCACUUUGAAGUCUUGUGGCUGGGGGGGAUAUCACCGGAAUAA